GUCCUCCUGGCUUUUACAAGAUGUCCAGUAGACUCCAGCUUUGUGUCCCCUGUCCUCAGCACAGCUACACUAACCAAGAGUCAUCCACUGUCUGCUCCUGUGAAAGAAACUUCUUUCGAUCACCGCUGGACUCGCCCUCCACCUCAUGUACACGACCACCAUCAGCUCCAAAAGAUUUGGUUUAUAGCAUGAAGCAAACAACAUUGAUUCUAGAAUGGAAUGCUCCAGUGGACACAGGAGGGAGGGGCGACAUUACCUAUAAUGUCUUCUGCGACAAAUGUUCUGUGGCCUUCCAGCAGUGUGAGGCCUGCGGAAGCAGUAUUGGCUUCGUACCUCAGCAAACUGGAUUAGUAGAUCGAACCGUUACCUUGGUGAAUUUAUUGCCACAUGUUAACUACACUAUUCGGGUGGAAUCUGUGAAUGGAGUGUCUGAUUUUAGCCUGUAUGCCAACGAGUUUGCCGAAAUCAACAUUUCAACUGGCAAUGCAGGUAUUGUAGCUCUAAUGUCUUGUGCCAUUGCUUGCUCUUUUUUUACAUUUCAGUAUUAA
Molecule: messenger RNA, 548 nt
Organism: Xenopus tropicalis (tropical clawed frog)
Lineage: Eukaryota; Metazoa; Chordata; Amphibia; Anura; Pipidae
Product: ephrin type-A receptor 7-like
Exons: 2
Coding region: 21-548 (175 amino acids)
Cellular component (GO): membrane
Source: RefSeq, a predicted model, not a curated record